Eublepharis macularius is the source of this 1440-nucleotide messenger RNA. RefSeq names its product chromosome 15 C1orf94 homolog (gene C15H1orf94). The record is from RefSeq and is a predicted model, not a curated record. Bases 1 to 1440 code for a protein of 479 amino acids. Lineage: Eukaryota; Metazoa; Chordata; Lepidosauria; Squamata; Eublepharidae. The transcript is spliced from 6 exons.
AUGCUGACAAGUAGAAGUGGUCUUCAAUGUUCGACAGUCAACCCCAAAGGCCCUUUCCCAUUGGGUCCUUUCCCAAGACACAUCUGGAUCCAUCAUAACACUCCACAAGACAGCUUGGAUAAAGUCUGUCAUGAGAUCUGGAAAAGGGUCCAGGGCCUCCCUGAAGAACUCCAGCCAAGGUCCUCUUCGCCUCUUUUUCAACUUAGCUGUCACCCCUUCACAUCUUCCGAGGCCCUCAUAGAAGACAGCAGUAAUACCAGCAGCAGCUUCCCAAAGGAAUCUUUAGAAACCAGCAUUGGCAAAGAUGAGAUUUCCCUGCUGGUUGAGCAAGAAUAUUUGAGCCUCACCCAGGAGAAUGCAACCGAGCUAGAGACACAAAGGUUGGAAGAGGACAAGGUGACCCCUGCUCCCUCAGUUCAAGCCCCAUCUAAUCUUAUCACACUUUCUUAUGGAGACCAGACAUUAGAGGAGAGGGAAGUGGUACAAAAUGUCUACAGAGCACUCACCGGAAACAAAAGGGAGAUGAAACUGAGGUCCAUCUGUGACGUCCAGCUGUCCACAAAGUCCACUGUCACGGGCAUCCUACUGCCCGCAAAAUACAUCUACAAGAGUGCCAAAAACACAGAUGGUGGUAACAGUAACAUGAUGGGUUCCAACACGCAGAUUGCCAAGCUCUUGGCGCAGUUCCCAGUGAAACGCAUGGAAUAUGCCAAAGCUCUGGACAACAAGAUGGCGGCCGAAGAAGCCAAAUUGCUCAGAGAUCUCCUGCAAAACAACAUGAUUGGGCCUGUGACCCACAAAGACAGUGUCACGAGGCCGCACACUGUAAUGACGGUGGCCGAAAGUCAAGGACAGAAGAAGCAGCUGCCUGUGUUUGCCAAGAUCUGCUCAAAAACUGAACCUGAACUGAUUGCUGAUGGGCUGUAUCAAAACAAUGCAACUUCAGCAGCCGUGGAUAAGAACAACCUGAAGUACAGCGGGACCAUUUUCACCCCACGAUUCCCAACGACCUCGACGACAACCUCGAAGCAACCCAUAUGGCUUAGCCUGAAUUACCCUCCACCUCCCAUUUUCCCAAACCACUCAAGCUUCCCACAGUACCAGAGUUUGUAUCAGCAAAGAGCACGGAUCCCAUAUCAGCAGACAUUACAUCCUCAGCUGGGAUGCUACUCCAGACAGGUCACUCCUUACAACCCCCAGCAAAUCUUCCGCUCACCUUACACACCAGUGCUCAGCUAUAUCCCGCUGGUUCAACCUGGUUAUUCUUACCAGCAGAGGAACCCGGCCAAACCAUCCAGCAGCGGUCGUGAUCCCCCAGCCAUGGCGGGUGAUGGGCCACAAUAUCCAUUCUCUCCUUCCUAUGGGUUUACAGCUACCACAGCUGGAACUGUAAGAACCAACCCUUAUUUCUCUUCCAAUGGAGGCGGCAACAGUUUUUAA